AUGGUGGCCCUUGACGUCGGCGCUGACGGCCUGCCCGGUAGCGCGCACGUUGCCUCGCUGCUGCCGGACAACCCCGAAGGCCGGCAGUGGGACGUGCAAGACGGCGUGCCCAUCAACCGGCUGGAGGCGGACUUUCUGUCGUUCAUCCAAUCGCUCGAAGACGAGUUUCAGCGUACCCAGGACGCCUUUGCCGAUGGGGACACGCGGGAGCGCGCGAUUCUUAUCAGCGUCACGCCGGGCAGCAGGCUGGCCGCCGAGGGAUCGCUGGCGGAGCUUGCCGAAUUGGCCGACUCUUGCGGCGUGGCGGCGGCGGACCGCGUUAUCCAGGCCCGGAGCCGGCGCGACCCGCGCUACGUCCUCGGUCGCGGCAAGCUGGACGAGGUCGUCGUGCGCAGCCUGCAAGUCGGCGCCGACCUGCUCAUCUUCGAUCAAAGCCUGACGCCCGGCCAGAGCCGUGCCAUCGCCGAGCGCACCGAACUCAAAGUCAUCGACCGCACCAUGCUCAUCCUGGACAUCUUCGCCCAGCACGCCCACAGCCGCGAGGGCAAAUUGCAGGUCGAACUGGCGCAAUUGAAAUACCUCAGGCCGUACCUUGCCGGCCAAAGCACCGCCCUGUCACGGCUCACCGGCGGCAUUGGCGGGCGCGGCCCCGGCGAAACCAACCUGGAAAUCGACCGGCGGCGGGUGCAGGACCGCAUCACUCACCUGGAGAAACAACUGCGCAGCGUGACACAAGGCCGCCACCUGCGCCGCCGUCAGCGCCAGCGCCACCACCUGCCGGUGUUGUCCAUCGUGGGCUACACCAAUGCCGGCAAAUCGACCCUGCUGAAUGCCCUAACCAACAGCCAGGUACUGGUGGAAAACCGUAUGUUCGCCACCCUCGACCCGUCGAGCCGGCGCCUGCGGUUUCCUCGUGACCUGGAGGUGAUCAUCACCGAUACGGUGGGCUUCAUGCGCGACCUGCCGCCCGACCUCGUGGCGGCGUUUCGCUCCACGCUCGACGAACUGCACGAUGCCGAUCUGUUGUUGCACGUCGUGGACGCCGGCAACCCAUACAUGGACGAUCAUAUGGAAGCGGUUGAGCGCAUUCUCCGCGACCUCGACAUGCGCGAAACCCCGCGCCUUGUCGUGCUCAACAAAAUGGACCUCAUCGAGCCCGAAGUGGCGGCCAACCUUGAACGCUUGCACCAGGGGGUCGCCAUUUCCGCCCACGACCGCCGUUCCCUGGCCCGUCUGAUCGACCACCUGCAGGGCGUGAUUUGGGAACAACUGCACGACGACCCGCGUUUCGGCGGGGUCGCCGCAUUGGCCGGCGAAAUGCCGUUGGAUUGA
Geodia barretti is the source of this 1332-nucleotide messenger RNA. The record is from the annotation of a GenBank genome assembly. NCBI's taxonomy places the organism in Eukaryota, Metazoa, Porifera, Demospongiae, Tetractinellida, Geodiidae.